ACGACAAACGAGAUUGUGUGAUUACUUGAUCAACGUACUUGCAACUUCCGAAUUGAAACAAUUCUUCCUGAAUCAUCGAUAUGUUAACAUCAACAGAUACAUAAAACCUCAGUUUGUUGUGAACCGAGCGUGACUUAUAGUUAAUAUUUCAAAAGGAGGAAAGUGCGCUUUAUGCAUAAAUAUUUGUCACAAUUAUAUUGGAAUUGAUUUUUAAAGAUAUUGUUUUAAAGUAACGGAUUUUGAGGAUAAAGAUUGAAUACUCAAAGGAUGAGAUAUAAGUCUAAUCUUUGAACAUAUGUGAUGGCAAUUCUGUGAGAAAAGCCUUAUAUAUUUUUUUCGGAUUUAAUAUCUUUUAAUUUCUGUAACUAUUUUGGUAUACCAGUAUGUCUAGCUGUGAAAUUGGCGACAUUGAAAGAAGAGUAUAGCACAGGGAAACUGUGAGGGAAAAAAAAAAUACUGAGACUUAUGUCUAGCAAAAUUUACGACUUAUGUCUAGCAAUAAGAAGUACGAGAAAAUGAAGAAGAAAUAUUCGUUCAGAGACAAGAGAAGUUCGUGCAUAAAGUGUGUUCUCGUCGGGGAUGAAGGCGUCGGCAAGUCUAAUUUAGCCGCUCGUCUUUCAUCCAGAAAGUUCAAAGAUGAAUAUAUUCCAACUAUAUUUGACAACUAUGCAGCUACUGUGAUGCUUGACCAAAAACCAUUCCACUUCAGUCUGUUUGAUACGGCAGGCAAGGAGGACUAUGACAGACUGCGUGUGAUAUCCUAUAUGAACUGUGAUGUAUUUCUAAUAUGCUACUCUGUGAUAAGUCGGGAAUCCCUGGGAAGUGUGGAAUCACACUGGGUACCCGAGAUCAAACAUUACCUUCCUAAAACACCAUAUAUCCUGGUAGGGACGCAGACAGACACAAGAAGCAUGCAGUCACUCAACGGGGUAAAUUCAACACCAGAAGUGUCUUUCAAAGAAGCAGCAGAAGUUGCCAACCGAUGUGGGGCAUCUUCAUGCGUGGAAUGCUCAUCUCUGACGUCAGAUGGCAUUAGUGACGUCAUCAGGGAAACCAUAGAAACAGUGCAAAAAGCAGUGGACUGUAGGUCAAGCUCGGGACGCUGCUGUCAUUGUACGUUGAUUUGAACAGUUUUGUCGACAAGUGUUACUGACAUGCAUAUCUAAUACAACAAUAUCUGUGCUUUCCAACAUGCGCACGUGCGACCUAAAUUGUACAUUGAUCACUAAAGGAUCACGGAAGUAUGGUAUCAGCAGAGUUGCAAAAUAUUAGGAAGUUAAUAUGUCCAGGUCGCCGGUAUAUAAGCAGGACUUGAAAUCGGAUGCUAAGGACCAUUUUGUCAAUGGUUAUCCAGUAAACCACAUUUUCUUGACGUUUCAGUGGAAUGUUGUGUUUUGACCUGAUGGUGUGAUACUAGUCAUACUUUAUUUUCCAAUUAGACAUCUUAUUUAAAAUAUAUGGUUAUCUAUAGAACAGAAUCGAUGUAUUCCUGUUCAUUAUACCAUGAUAAGCUGAUACAGAGCUGACGUUAUCUGAUUCAUGGAGGUGUAUCUUCAGGAUUUCAGUUUCACUCUGUGAUCCGUUAAAAUAGUGAUGAUCAUACUAAACAUUAUUUUUACCAAACGCAUUAUUUUCGUCGGUGUGAGUGUCUGUGUGAUUCACGGCCGGUAGUUCUGUCUUAAUGUGCCAAUUCAAGUCUGAAAUGACAGCAGACUUUAAAAUAUAACGUUACUUUACUACGAAACCAGGGGACGGAGUUCGAGUCCCUGCUCCCCUAACAUCGGAAUAAAAUUCCCGUGUGUAUGUGUGCUUUACGCGCCUGGCAGUGCUGGCACGCUAAAGAAUCAGGGAAAGUUCUGGAAUUGGAGUGUCUUGUAUCUUGCACUGCCCUCUAACUAAAAUUAGGAGUCGCCCAUAUGGGGUCCGGUGGCAAAUAAACAAUCUGUCUAACAGACAAACAUAUAUAGUUGGUAGAUGCCCUGGUUCAUACUACUGGUAUGGCACACAUUUAUCAGAUCCUGGUAAACAUUUAUGUUUUGAACAAUGCAGUUGUUAAGUUCAUCUUAUUGAUGGAAUACAAAUAUUUUUGUAUAAAUAAAUUUAUAAAACAAAAUGA
Messenger RNA from Mercenaria mercenaria, 2116 nucleotides. RefSeq names its product cdc42 homolog. Lineage: Eukaryota; Metazoa; Mollusca; Bivalvia; Venerida; Veneridae. Gene Ontology annotation, biological process: small GTPase-mediated signal transduction. Gene Ontology annotation, molecular function: GTP binding; GTPase activity. The transcript has 4 exons. The coding region runs from base 489 to 1127 and encodes 212 amino acids. The record is from RefSeq and is a predicted model, not a curated record.